AUGAUCCUGACCGCGCUACUCGUGGGAACGUUCGUGUUCCUGCUGAUCAGCAGUCUGAUCGAGAGGCGAAAGUUGAAGAAGAUAGCAAAACACUUCCCCGGACCGAAACCACUGCCCAUCGUGGGAAAUUUAUUGCAGUUUGCCUUUCUGGACAUUCCUGGCAUUUUCGAGAAGGUGGUCGAGCUGCACCAGAAUUAUGGCAAGGAUUUCAUGAUGUGGUCACUGUUCAACUGGACGGUAAUCAUGAUGACGAGCCCCAAGAACGUGGAGAAGGUACUGCUGGCGAAGAAAACACAAAAGUCGCUACUGUACGAGUUCAUCGAACCGUGGCUAGGCCAAGGCCUGCUGAUAUCGAGCGGUGAGAAGUGGUUCCAGCGGCGCAAGAUCAUCACACCGACCUUCCACUUCAAGAUCCUGGAACAGUUUAUCCGAUCGUUUAACACGGAAUCGGACACCAUGGUGAAGUUGCUCCGGAAGCACGUCAACGGGAAAGAAUUCGACAUCUACGACUACGUGACGCUGAUGGCACUGGACAGCAUCUGCGAAACCUCGAUGGGGACGACGGUCGAUGCACAGCACAAUCCCAACAAUCAGUACGUCCAGAACGUGAAAAGAAUGGCCGUUCUGGUGUUGCUUCGCACGAUCAGCGUUCUGGGGCCGUACGCAACGCUGUACAAUGUGUUUCACCCGAAUGCCUGGGAGCAGCGGCGUGUUAUAAAGCAGCUGCACCACUUUACCGAUUCCGUUAUUCGCAGCCGCAGACAGCAGCUGGCCAGCAGCAAAGCGGAACACGUUAAUUUCGAUCUGAACGAGGAGAAUCUAUACUCGAAGCGGAAGCUCACCUUCCUGGAUCUGCUGCUCAACGUGAACGUUGAUGGAAAACCGCUGAGCGAUCUCGAUAUCCGCGAGGAGGUGGACACUUUUAUGUUUGAGGGCCACGACACGACCACCAGUGGCAUCUCGUUCACGAUCUAUGAGCUUGCACGAAAUCCGGACGUGCAGGAGCGUGUGUACGAGGAAAUCGUUUCCAUUCUGGGGCCGGACCACAAGACGGCGGAGCUAACCUACCAGAACCUGCAGGAGUUCAAGUAUCUCGAUCUGGUGGUGAAGGAGGGUCUCCGGAUGUACCCACCGGUGGGCAUCAUUGGCCGUGCGUUGGUAGAGGACUUGGAAUUGAAUGGAACCAUUGUGCCGGCCGGACAGAACAUUCUCGUUCCGAUCUACGUGAUCCAUCGCAAUCCCGAGAUCUAUCCGAAUCCGAAUCAGUUCGAUCCGUCCCGAUUCUCCGAGGAGGCCGAGUCGAAACGGGGACCGUUCGACUAUCUACCGUUCAGUAUAGGCGCCCGGAAUUGCAUCGGUCAGCGGUACGCGCUGAUGGAGAUGAAGGUCUCCCUGAUCAAGCUGAUCGCCCACUAUCGCAUCUUGCCGGGGGAAUCGUUGAAGAAGCUCCGCAUCAAAACCGAUCUCGUGCUGCGGCCUGACAUUGGCAUUCCGGUGAAAAUUGUUCUGCGGGAGUAA
This is a messenger RNA of Anopheles aquasalis, 1518 nucleotides long. RefSeq names its product cytochrome P450 4d2-like. NCBI's taxonomy places the organism in Eukaryota, Metazoa, Arthropoda, Insecta, Diptera, Culicidae. The record is from RefSeq and is a predicted model, not a curated record. Gene Ontology annotation, molecular function: heme binding; oxidoreductase activity, acting on paired donors, with incorporation or reduction of molecular oxygen; monooxygenase activity.